This is a messenger RNA of Ramularia collo-cygni, 3720 nucleotides long. Its product is annotated as probable Myosin-1. The coding region runs from base 1 to 3720 and encodes 1239 amino acids. The record is from RefSeq and is a predicted model, not a curated record. Gene Ontology annotation, biological process: vesicle transport along actin filament; endocytosis; actin filament organization. The transcript has 3 exons. Lineage: Eukaryota; Fungi; Ascomycota; Dothideomycetes; Mycosphaerellales; Mycosphaerellaceae. Gene Ontology annotation, cellular component: microvillus; vesicle; cell tip. Gene Ontology annotation, molecular function: actin filament binding; ATP binding; microfilament motor activity.
AUGGGAGUUACCAAGCGCGCCGGUCGCAAAAAGGAUGCGCCGCCCGCUCAGCAAGGCGGCGGCAGUAGUGGGGCACCACAAAUCCGCAAGGCAGCAUACGAGACGAGCAAGAAGAAGGAGGUUGGUGUCUCCGAUCUCACAUUGAUCAGCAAAAUCUCCAACGAAGCCAUCAACGACAACCUGAAGAAGCGAUUCGAGAAUGCCGAAAUCUACACAUAUAUUGGCCACGUGCUGGUCUCGGUCAACCCGUUCCGUGACCUGGGUAUCUAUACCGACCAGGUGCUUAGCAGCUAUCAGGGAAAGAAUCGUCUCGAGGUGCCACCUCAUGUAUUCGCCAUCGCCGAGAGCGCAUACUACAAUAUGAAGGCAUACAGCGAAAACCAAUGUGUCAUUAUCUCCGGCGAAUCCGGUGCCGGCAAGACAGAAGCCGCCAAGCGCAUCAUGCAGUACAUUGCCAAUGUAUCAGGUGGAAGCAACAGCUCGAUCCAGGAGAUCAAAGACAUGGUUCUGGCAACCAACCCGCUGCUGGAAUCCUUUGGAAACGCCAAAACGCUGCGGAACAACAACUCAUCACGGUUCGGAAAGUACUUGGAGAUUCAAUUCAACGCCCAGGGAGAGCCCGUGGGUGCAAACAUCAACAACUACCUUUUGGAGAAGAGCAGAGUGGUAGGACAGAUCAAGGACGAGCGCAACUUUCACAUCUUCUAUCAAUUCACCAAGGCUGCGAGCCAGGAGCACAGGACGAACUUUGGAGUACAGCAACCGACGACGUAUUCUUAUACAAGCAAGAGCAAGUGUUACGAUGUGGACGGUAUUGAUGACGUGGCGGAGUUCAAGGACACACUCAAUGCAAUGCGCGUGAUUGGAUUGAACCAGGCGGAGCAAGAUGAUAUCUUCCGAAUGCUUGCAGCCAUUCUCUGGAUUGRUAAUGUCUCUUUCCGAGAGGAUGAGCAGGGCAAUGCGGCGGUGGUCGAUCAGUCUGUGAUUGAUUUUGUUGCCUACCUGCUGGAAGUGGACAAUGCACACGUCAACAAGGCACUGACUACACGCAUCAUCGAGACGAGCAGAGGAGGGCGACGAGGCUCUGUUUAUGAUUCGCCCAUGAACAUCGCACAGGCGACCUCGGUACGGGAUGCGCUCAGCAAGGCGAUAUACUUCAACAUGUUCGACUGGAUUGUACAGCGUGUGAACCAGGCGUUGAAAGCUAGGGGUGCCCUGUCCCACAGUAUCGGUAUUCUCGAUAUUUACGGAUUUGAGAUCUUUGAGCGCAACUCCUUUGAGCAGCUGUGCAUCAACUACGUCAACGAGAAGCUGCAACAGAUCUUCAUCCAACUGACACUAAAGACCGAGCAGGAGGAGUAUGCUAGGGAGCAGAUCCAAUGGACACCGAUCAAGUACUUUGACAAUAAGGUGGUUUGCGAGCUGAUUGAGGAGAAGCGGCCACCAGGGGUGUUCGCCGCGCUGAACGAUGCAUGCGCGACUGCCCACGCCGACCCAACAGCGGCAGAUCAGACUUUUGUUCAAAGACUCAAUGCACUCUCUGGAAACCCCAACUUUGCGCCCAGGCAAGGCCAAUUCGUUAUCAAGCAUUAUGCCGGUGAUGUGAGCUACGCGGUAGAAGGCAUGACCGACAAGAACAAGGACAACCUGCUGAAGGAUCUGUUAAAUCUGGUCGGGCAGAGUUCCAACAACUUCGUCCACACCAUCUUCCCUGACCAGGUCGAUCAAGAUAAUCGACGAAAGCCACCAACCGCCGGCGACAAGAUCAAGGCCUCUGCGAACGAUCUUGUAGCGACUUUGAUGAAGUGCACCCCGAGCUAUAUCCGAACCAUCAAGCCCAACGAGAACAAGAGUCCGACGGAAUACAACUCCCCAAAUGUCAUGCAUCAAGUCAAGUACCUGGGUCUGCAAGAAAACGUGCGCAUCCGGAGAGCAGGCUUCGCAUAUCGACAGACAUACGAGAAGUUUGUGGAGAGAUUUUACCUGCUAUCGCCGAAGUGCAGCUACGCGGGUGAAUACACAUGGACAGGCGAUGCGAAAUCUGGUGUGAAACAGAUUCUCAAAGACACGUCCAUCCCAGCCGAGGAAUGGCAGAUGGGUGUCACAAAAGCCUUCAUCAAAACCCCAGAGACUUUGUUCGCACUGGAAACGAUGCGAGAUCGAUACUGGCACAACAUGGCGAUUCGUAUUCAACGAGCGUGGCGCAACUAUCUCAGAUACCGAGCUGAAUGCGCUACGAGAAUCCAGCGAUUUUGGAGGAAGAAGAGUGGUGGCCAAGAGUUUCUUCAAUUGCGCGACGAUGGUCACAAACUCUUGCAAGGCCGCAAGGAGCGAAGACGGUAUUCACUUGUUGGAUAUCGUAGGUUCAUGGGAGACUAUCUUGGCAUUGACAACCAGGGUGGUGCAGGUGAAUUAAUGCGCAGCCGCGCCGGUCUCGGAUCUGGAGAGAAGACAUACUUUUCGUGUCGAUGCGAGCUUUUGGUAUCCAAACUGGGUCGAUCGAGCAAGCCCGAGCCGCGCUUCUUGGUGCUCACAACCAAGGCGGUCUACAUCAUCAAGCAGGCCAUGGYGAACAAGCAGUUGUCGAUUCUGGCCGAGCGAACAAUACCCGUCGGAGCGAUCAAAUUCGUAAGCGCGAGUACGUUGAAAGACGAUUGGUUUGCUCUUGGCGUGGGUAGUCCACAAGAACCAGAUCCACUGGUUAAUUGCAUCUUCAAAACCGAGUUCUUCACUCAGCUUCGUGUAGUCACACGUGGAUCGACACAAAUUCAGAUUGCGGAGACUGUGCAGUUCAACAAGAAACCUGGCAAGCCUGCUACAAUUAAAGUCAUCAAAGACCCGCAAGUUCCCCGAGAUGACCUCUACAAGAGUGGUGCGAUCCACACUGGACCGGGAGAGCCUCCAAACUCUGUGAGCAGACCAACGCCCAAAGGUAAGAGUGUGCCUGGCAAGGCAAUUACGAGCGGCAAGCUCCUCAAGAAGAGCACUGGCGGCAAGCUCUCUCAACAAGCAGCACAAAAACAGGGUCGACCAGUCCCGCAAGCCAUGCCUUUGCCCGGCACAGCAAACGCGCGACCGGCAGAAAGAAUCAUGCCACAAUUCCCACAACAAGCGCAACCCCAAGCACGUGUCGUGCCACAGCCGAACGGUCAUGCGAGAAAUGCAUCCGCAGCGUCUGCUCGCGCUGUGCCCCCUCCUCCUCCACCUCCUGCCGCUGCCCCUCCAUCCAAAGACCCUCACUUCAAGGCACUGUAUGAUUUCCAAGGCCAGACGAGUGGAGAGCUCAGUCUUCGAAAGGACGAAGUUAUCAUCAUCACCCAAAAGGAAAGCAAUGGAUGGUGGCUUGCCAAAAGAAUGGACUCGUCGGCGUCUGGAUGGGCACCCGCGGCCUAUCUGGAAGAAGUCAAGGCCGCGGCUCCUCCCCCUCCUCCACCUAUUGCAGCGAGACCACCUCCUCCACCAGCACCUGCUGUCUCUGCCGCUACCGCUGCUGCCAAGGGAAAGGUCCCACCUGCGCCACCCAGCAAGCGACCUGCAGGGAGGAAAGCUGCUCCAGCUGCGCCUGGAACACCGAGAGAUAGCGGAUACGGUACUAAUGGAAGCGGUGAUAGUAGAGCGUCUACACCUAAUGGUGGUGGCGGAGGUUUAGCUGGAGGAUUGGCCGCUGCAUUAAAGGCAAGGCAGCAGGCAAUGAAUGGGAAACAGGAUGAUGGAUGGUAG